GGACCCCGACCGUCAUGUUAAGGUAAAGCAGAGGGGCUCAGUGCUGAACAUGCUAAAGAGGCUGGACAAAAUCAGGUUCAGAGGUCACAAGAGAGAUGACUUCCUCGAUCUAGCAGAGUCUCCAAAUGCCUCAGACACCGAAUGUGGAGAUGAAGUGCCCCUGAAAAUACCUCGGACCUCGACCCGGGACAGCGAGGAGCUGAGGGACCCUGCUGGUCCGGGGACCCUCAUCAUGGCUGCAGGAGUCCAGGACUUUAACCGGACAGAGUUUGAUCGAUUAAAUGAGAUCAAAGGUCAUCUGGAAAUCGCCUUAUUGGAAAAACACUUCUUACAGGAGGAGCUCCGGAAGCUGAGAGAAGAAACCAACUCAGAGAUGCUUCGACAGGAGCUGGACCGGGAGCGGCAGCGGCGGAUAGAGCUGGAGCAGAAGGUCCAGGAAGUGCUGAAGGCCAGAUCUGAGGAGCAGACAGCCCAGCAGCCUCUGAAGGGGCAGGCCCAGGCCAACAACGGAGCAGACCGGCGCAGCCAGGGGCUGUGCCCCCGUGUCCAGAAGUGGUUCUACGAGAAGUUUGGGGAGUACGUGGAGGAUUUCCGGUUCCAGCCCGAGGAGAGCACCGUGGAGACGGAGGAGCCCCUCAGCGCCCGGAGGUUGACGGAAAACAUGAGACGACUAAAGCGCGGCGCCAAGCCCGUCACCAGCUUCGUGAAGAACCUCUCUGCCUUAUCCGACUGGUACUCCGUCUACACGUCUGCCAUUGCCUUCACCGUGUACAUGAAUGCCGUGUGGCAUGGCUGGGCCAUCCCCAUGUUCUUGUUUCUAGCAAUUUUGAGGUUAUCCCUCAAUUACCUCAUAGCCAGGGGCUGGAGGAUACAGUGGAGCAUCGUGCCUGAAGUCUCUGAACCAGUGGAGCCUCCAAAGGAAGACUUGACUGUGUCUGAGAAGUUCCAGCUCGUGCUGGAUGUCGCCCAGAAAGCCCAGAACCUCUUCGGCAAGAUGGCCGACAUCCUGGAGAAGAUCAAGAACCUGUUCAUGUGGGUCCAGCCUGAGAUCACGCAGAAGCUGUACGUCGCGCUGUGGGCGGCCUUCCUCGCUUCCUGCUUCUUCCCCUACCGCCUGGUGGGACUGGCCGUGGGGCUCUACGCUGGGAUCAAGUUUUUCCUCAUUGACUUUAUCUUCAAACGCUGCCCGAGACUGCGAGCCAAAUAUGACACCCCCUACAUCAUCUGGAGGAGCCUGCCCACGGACCCCCAGCUCAAGGAGCGCUCCAGCACCGCCGUGUCGCGCCGGCUACAGACGGCCUCCUCCCGAAGCUACGUCUCCAGCGCGCCCGCCAGCCUCAACAAGGAUGAAGACACUGGCCGCUUCCACGGUACCAAGAAAGGCAAUUUCCACGAGAUCUUUAACUUGACGGAAAAUGAGCGACCGCUGCCGGUGUGUGAGAAUGGCUGGCGCUGCUGCCUGAUAAACCGCGACCGCAAGAUGCCCACCGACUACAUCCGCAAUGGCGUUCUGUACGUGACGGAGAAUUACUUGUGCUUCGAAAGCUCCAAAUCCGGUUCUUCCAAGAGAAACAAGGUCAUCAAACUGGUGGACAUCACAGACAUCCAGAAGUACAAGGUCCUCUCUGUCCUCCCGGGCUCGGGCAUGGGGAUCGCUGUGUCGACGCCCUCAACCCAGAAAGCACUGUCGUAGGGGCUGGGACGUUGCUGUGACGGGCCAGUGGUCCCUGGGGGACCGGGCACCCAGUGAACACUCUCGGGACUGUUGCACCCCCCCACCCCGACUCUCCUGAUGACGAGCCCCUCUGCAGCACAGCCCCAGAAGACAGGCGUGCGAGCUCCUGGCCCUGCAGGGACGCCUGCUCUGGGGAUGGACACGGGUGAGGAGGGGUCGGAGCUCAGGGUGUGGGCAGCACGGGCCCCUCCCUGCCCACCCUUGCGGAUGGGGCUCCCGGUUUGCCUGUAUUUAAUGUGUCAGUAAAGUAGCACAAAUAAGUCUAAUUGCUAUUGUAAGAACUACUUGGGGACUGUAUUUUGGUAGAAUCGGUAUUGUUGGCAGUCUAUAUAUUUUUAGUUUGUGCGUUUACAGCAGUGCAACAGCUGAAGCUCUUGGCUUCCCCCUGGGGCGUCCGUGAAACCAAAGGAAGCGCCUUGGUGGCCUAUGGUACUUGGGCCUUUAUUCUUGGGGAGACCGAGCCCCUGCCCGGCUGCUGAAAUCUGCUCCCCCUCCACACGCCGGAGCUGGGAAGCCCGCCCCUCUCCUGCAGGGUCCCGGCACCUCCUCCGUCACGGGCUGGCAUCGUGCUGGGGGUGCAGGGCUCCCAGCAUGUGGGCGGCAGAGGUGGGGGGCGGGCACCCUGGGCCCUGCUCCUUUAGAGACACUGUUGUCCCUUCUGUACUGGGAGUCAGCGCUUGCUGGCACAGAUGGGGGGAGAUGAAAUGGGUAAGGUCCUAAAGGGAGCUACUCAACUAUUCCUACUUGUAGAUGAUGGUACAGUAGAAAACCCCCAGAUCUGGAGGUAAGGUGUUUUUUUUUUUUAAGAUUUUAUUUAUUUGACGGAGAGAGCACAAGUGGGGAC
Messenger RNA from Zalophus californianus (California sea lion), 2579 nucleotides. RefSeq names its product GRAM domain containing 4 (gene GRAMD4). Lineage: Eukaryota; Metazoa; Chordata; Mammalia; Carnivora; Otariidae. The record is from RefSeq and is a predicted model, not a curated record. Gene Ontology annotation, biological process: apoptotic process; negative regulation of toll-like receptor 9 signaling pathway. Bases 50 to 1693 code for a protein of 547 amino acids. The transcript has 18 exons.